UGACCUCAGUGUUCUGGAACUCACGGCGGAAGCGGCGCGGUGUCACCAAGCGGUCCUCGCGCAUUAAACAUCCACAAAAACACCAAGAACCAUGAAGAUCUGGACGUCAGAGCACAUUUUCAAUCAUCCAUGGGAAACCGUGACCAACGCCGCCAUGCAGAAGUACCCGAACCCCAUGAACCCCAGCGUGUUCGGCGUGGACGUGUUGGACCGUAACGUGGACCAGCAGGGACGCCUGCACAGCAAACGCCUCCUCAGCACCGAGUGGGGUCUGCCGUCCAUCGUCAGAUCGAUAAUUGGCAACACACGGACAUGUACGUACAUCCAGGAGCACUCCAUAGUCGAUCCCAAAGAGAAAACCUUUGAGCUUCAGUCGACUAAUAUCACCUUCACUAACAUGGUGUCUGUGGACGAGCGGCUCACGUACCGCCCGCACCCGGAGGACCCGGAGAAGACGAUGCUCACGCAGGAGGCCAUCAUCUCUGUGAAGGGUGUCAGUCUCAGUAGCUAUCUGGAGGGACUCAUGGCAUCAACCAUCUCCGCCAAUGCAGGAAAGGGUCGUGAGGCGAUGGAGUGGGUGAUCCGCCGCCUGAAUGCUGAGAUCGAGGAGCUGGCCAUCACAGCGAGAGGAACCCUGAGGACUCCGAUGGCCGCCGCCGUCACUGAGAAGUGAACGCCAUCCUGCGCUCUCCUCUCGUGUGUGUCCUCCUCCUCGGGUCCCGCGUGUGCAAGCGUCUACAUUAGAGGCUGCGGGCCGCGAGCUGCUGACGCACAACACCACCACGAGUAGAGUAGUUUAAUGAAUCAGUGUAACGGGACUGAACGAUGGUGCUCAGAGGAAACUUCCCACGUUUCCCGGACUGCAGACGUACGACGCAUCGCUUCACCAGCACUUGGAAAUUGUUAGCAAUAUUAUAACUUAUUAUAUUACUAUUAUACUGUUAAAACACGGAGGGGAACAAACUAAUCCAGGACCAUCAGACGUGUGUGUGUGUUGGAUUCUUCAGAAUGGCCUCCUUAAAAAACAAAUGAGCACUAAAUGACUUAUAAGAGAAUAGAAUGACAUCAUCAUGAUCAUGUGACUCGAGAAUGUUCAACGCACUGCUAAUUAUCCGCAGUGAACACUUUGAGUUUGACCGAACAGGAGGCGGAUGGGAUGUUGAAUCGGGACGCGAGGACGACACAGUGUGUGUGUGAUGGGAAACAUCAGAGAUGUGCCUUCUGCAGUGUGUGACGUAAAGAGGGGAAAUACAUUCUAUUUAUUUAUUUAUAUUUUGUAGAUUUAUGGAAUUUCAACUCAAGCAUCCGAACCAGUAUGCAGAUGAACAUCAGUCCAGAACCUGUUGAUGCAGUGAUGCGGCACUGAGCGUGACGUCACCGUGGAGACCGUAGUGUGUGUGUGUUAAUGCUCAGCACGGACAUCUUUACGCAGCGCCACACAGAACGCUGUGUUUUUGUUUCCUUCUCAAUAAUGCAUUUUUUGUUGGGUUUAACUGGUUUAUUGUGAUGAACUAAAAUGAAACAUAACGGCAUUUAAACAACGUAUUUAUAUUAAAUGUAAAUAUUUGUUUACUGGCAAACUUAGUAUUAAAUAUUGACAGAAGCAACUUAGAAUCUUUUAGUUUGUGCCGGUACUGACGAAACGGGGUGAUCUCGUCCAUCAUCUGUUCUCAGAACAGCCAAAGCUGUUUACAGCUGUAGAAAUAAACUAACCUUCAUACUGAA
Molecule: messenger RNA, 1725 nt
Organism: Pimephales promelas (fathead minnow)
Lineage: Eukaryota; Metazoa; Chordata; Actinopteri; Cypriniformes; Leuciscidae
Gene: prelid3b
Product: PRELI domain containing 3
Cellular component (GO): mitochondrial intermembrane space
Source: RefSeq, a predicted model, not a curated record